Molecule: messenger RNA, 2803 nt
Organism: Caenorhabditis elegans
Lineage: Eukaryota; Metazoa; Nematoda; Chromadorea; Rhabditida; Rhabditidae
Gene: cpb-3
Product: Cytoplasmic polyadenylation element-binding protein 3
Exons: 6
Coding region: 30-2267 (745 amino acids)
Biological process (GO): translation; regulation of translation
Molecular function (GO): RNA binding; mRNA 3'-UTR binding; translation regulator activity
Source: RefSeq, marked reviewed
ACUUGCUGCCGUUGAUAAAAGCAUUCACCAUGAACCUGAAUGACCGAGUGGAAGGCAUCGGUAAUGAAAGAUCUAUCGUUGCGAAAUCAACCGAGAGAAAGAACAAAAUUCCGCCCUCGUUAAAGCUCAGUCCUGUUGAGUCAGUUGGCGAGAAAUCUCCAACUCCUGCAACAGUUUAUGAUUUGUUCAAGAAGUACCACAAAUCGGACAGUGUAAAGCCGACCGAAGAAGACAACAUGAAUGUAGGAUUUGACAAGCUUUCUACAGACGAGAAGAAUGGAUUUCUUCGAAAGCUUCAAAUGCUCACUGUUGGAAGCAAAAAAUCAUCGAAAGUAGAUGAAUCCACUCCGUCGCCUGCUAAUCGCCUACUCAAAAAGAUUGUACCAUCUCGCCGGACAUCAACAGAGCAUCCGAAUUCGUCGAAUCGAAUGCAUAUUUUUGGAUCUUCAAGAACUACAAAGAAGUCUAUCGACUCGGAAAGAAAUUCACAGCGUAAGAAAUCUGCUCGGCGACUAAAUUUCGAGAGAGACGCAGAGCAAAAGAAGGAUUCAACAAAAACAAAUAAUAGUUCAUUCGUUGCUGAAAUGACUAGAGAAUAUGAGAAGAUAGUUAUCUCGAAGGGUGCUCCCGUUCCAAUCAAUAAGGCAAAUCGGAAUCUCUACCGUAAUCCUCGUGGUUCCCUUGAGACUCCUACAGAUUCUCCGCAAAAAGGCUUCAGCAGUUCAACCGAAUCGUCUCCUUCUGACAGUAUGAAUCAGUUUCCAUCUCGAGAGCACUUCACAUCUGCAAAUGAGGAAUCUCCGAUGAAAAGAAAAAACUUCCAACAAGAACAUGGAAAUAAAAACCGUGAUAGCGACGCAACUUGGUUUGGAGAGCUUCCGCCCAGAGAUUAUACAAGUCCAACAUUCUCACGGAAGAUAUUUGUUGGAGGAGUUCCAUGGGAUAUCACUGAGGCAGCUUUAAAAGAUUCAUUUGGAGAAUUUGGUUCGUGUGCAGUUGAAUGGCCUGGACAAGAAGCACGUUAUCGCAGUGGACAAUCAAAUUUGGCUCCGUCAAAUGGGAGUUUGAGAGCUCAAACGAAGUAUACUGGACAAGCUGCUACUGGGUACGUCUACAUGAUAUUUGAAGAUGAACGCGCUGUUGCUUCUCUACUUCACGAAUGUUCUCAAGAGAUUGGAGGAGCCGGAGAAUGGUACUUUAAGAUUCGAGCUCAAAGAUCGAAAUCGACCGAGAUACGGCAGGUACAAAUCAUUCCAUGGGUUACCUCGGACUCUAUGUUUUGUGAGGAUGAUACACUUCUCGAAACAGGAAUAGAGCCAAAACGAACUGUCUUUGUUGGAGCUUUACAUGGGAUGAUGACAGCUCAAGUACUUCAUUCAAUAAUGGAGGACUGUUUUGGAGCCGUUGAAUGUGUGCAACUUGAUACGGAUAAGUUCAAAUAUCCGAUUGGAAGUGGACGUGUCACAUUUCGUGAACAUGGCGCGUAUUUCAAAGCCAUCGAGAUGGGAUAUCUGCACGUCUAUACCAGCAAAUUCCGUAAACGUGUCCAGAUAGAUCCAUUCCUCGAAAGUACAUGCUGUAUGGUAUGUAAUUCGCAGUCAGCACACUGUUUCUGUCGGAAUAAGAAUUGCUUCAAGUACUACUGUCACAACUGUUGGGCAUUGGAUCACGGAAAAGAUGAUGAUCAAGAAGUCCAUAUUCCAGUGAUUGUACCAUCGUCGGCUUCGAAAGCGUUUCCAGGAGCAACUACUCGUCGUUCGCAAGUUUCAAGCAGCUUGUCGUUGAAAAAUGGAUCUAACAAUUCUCAAGUCAAUAAUUCGAUUCCUCAUUUUCCUUCGGCAGGUUUCCCUAUCAUCGUCGGCGCACCUGCACAAACAUUGUCAGCUCUCUAUGGAUAUAUUCAAAAUGGUCAACAACUGUUGAAACCAGCCGUUUUUGAGCCACCAAUGACACCAUCACCAAGUGAGAUCAACAAGAAUAGAAGAAGCUUCACAGAGUUUUCGACUCCGCCAACAGUCUUCUUCAAUUCAACUCCUGUCAUAUCUCCACAAAAGAGUGUGUCCGACGGUUCUCCAUUGCCAGCAUACUACAACUCGGCUGCAUUCCUAACUCCACCACCAACAUACUACGGUUCUCCAAACCACCCGACAUCUAGCAACAUUUCGCAACCUCAGCAACCAUACUAUGGCGCUAACCUUUAUUAUGGCUUUAUUCCCCCUCAGCAACAUCCUUCUGCAAUGAUGCGCUCUCCCAAUUACGGCCAGUAAGCGCUUGCCUGUUUCCAUCAAAAAUUGCCAUGUUCUCAUUACUAUUCGAAUAUUUUAUAUAAGUUCCGUCGCUCGUAGUUCUGUAGAAAUAAUCAACGUAGUUUAUGUUUGCUGAAAACUAUGAAUGAGAAAACUCCCUGUGAAUCAUAUUGCAUCUGUAACAUCUUUUUUUGUUUUCCCCUGUAGCGUUUAGUUUGGGCCUUCUUAAUUGUUUGUUUUUUUAAUCAAUUUUGUUAUUUUGUUGUGUUUCUAAUCAUCCAUCUCCCAACUCUUAUCCGAAUCUGAUGCCAUUUUUCCUUGUCAUUCGCAAUCAAUUCGUAUGCCAUUUUCUUGGUCCCAUCUGUAGAUUUAAACUCUCCGCAUUGCGUUUUACCUCCCUCUCGUUUAAUGUAUACAAGAAGAAUCGAAGGUAACGUUUUAUCUUUUUUAUCACUUAUAAAAUUAUUCAUCUUAAGUACUCUUUCACAUCCUCCCCAAUUGCAUAUUUUCUCGCAGAUUGCGCAUUAAUUUUUUUUUCGAAUAAAAUUUUUUCGAUA